AUGGCUUUCGAGGAAAAACGAAGGCCUGGGGUGGCUGAAAGAGUGUAUGCCAGUGUGCCUCCGACAGCCGGAGAGAACGGACGCACCAUGACACAGCGGGCCCCCUCUGACGCUCCACGCGCGCGUUUAUACACGCAACUAGAAAGUUACCAACCGAAAUAUCAUACGAUACGUGACAACAGUGAAAGAAAAGUGGAAAGUGAGAGUAAAAAGCGAAGGACUGAAAGGAGAUCCCAUCAGAUAAACACUAGGUAA
Molecule: messenger RNA, 255 nt
Organism: Danaus chrysippus (African queen)
Lineage: Eukaryota; Metazoa; Arthropoda; Insecta; Lepidoptera; Nymphalidae
Source: the annotation of a GenBank genome assembly